CUUGACACUUUAGAUGUCUAAAUCGAUCACACAAAUUCGCCCACUGCCUCUUGACCGAGCUCACAGCUACAACAACUCACACCUCUUGUUUCGUGCUGCCAGUUCACACAACGAUAUCGCUUACAAACAUGGUCAUGACCCCAGACCCCGAAAAGGCGGAGCAAGAAGCUGGAGGCCCGGUUCAAUCGCGUCGCGAGAGCGCGGAAGAGUACAAGCCGCCUGCUCUCCCUCUCCAACAAGCACUUUCCAUGACCAGUGACAAUGCAAGCGAACCAAAGCCAGCUGAUGGAGCAUCCAGCCUCAUAUCCCACGAGUCAGAAAUCGUUUACAACUCUAAACAAUUCAUCACUCGGAACGACAGGCGCCAGGAGCUUGGACUUGCACAGGUGGACAUCAAGGCCAGGCUCGAUGAAGUGAGCAGCGGUCUGCGCGAGCUCAAAGCGAAGCUCAAAGCAAAGGAAGACCUUAUCAGAGCGCGCCGAAAGCUUUCACAGUGCGCCGCCGCUGCAGAGAAAGAGUUAAAUGUCAAGAUCCAGAAAGCAAAAGAGAUGUUGAGCGCCAGGGAGGAGCAAGCCGCGUUGCGCCAUGUCAAAAAGAACGACAUGCGCGAGAAAGGGGCCCAGAAGCAGAGGACGGACUUCGAGCAGCGAGAAGGGGAACGUAGGGAGCGAACAGGGCAAGAAGCAGAGAUAAAUAAUGGUGAGAAGCCGGCAAGCGCAGGAGCUGUGGUGGAGUCUAUCGACUGGGACAACUUCGACAUCGACAUCUAUGAUGAUUAG
Alternaria rosae is the source of this 779-nucleotide messenger RNA. RefSeq lists its product as uncharacterized. The record is from RefSeq and is a predicted model, not a curated record. Lineage: Eukaryota; Fungi; Ascomycota; Dothideomycetes; Pleosporales; Pleosporaceae. The coding region runs from base 129 to 779 and encodes 216 amino acids. The transcript has a single exon.